AGUCUAUAACACUUUUCAGUUCCUUCCCUUUUUCAUAAAAUUUCCAUUUGUAAUAGUAUUAUUAUGGCAAGAAUUGAGAGGAAUUUUAGGGCUGAAAUAUGGAAUUUGGAAAAGCAGAAUCAUUAAUAUUUGUUCAGAAGGGAAAAAGUGAAUUGAUAGCGCGAUUACAGCAGCGUCCAAAGUCUCUGAAACUUGAAAUAGAAGUUGAGAAAAGAGAAGCAUUUGAAACUUACAGUGGUCAACAGACAGAUCGAAAAAGAUUGUUAACUGAUGUAGAGGGGAAAAAGAAGAAGAAUGAUUCAAACAAAAAGCAUUGUGACCGCAGAAUUAGUUUGUCGAAACAGGCAUGGGAUAGAUGGAACAAUCUGAAGACAUCUCUGAAUGUAGCCAGCCACAGUGAACUUGCUUGGCUGCUGAUGGAUUGUUGGUUUGAAAGACAAGAAUCUUCAGAGCAGCAAACAAGAACUGUAGAUUCAUCAUUAAGCCAAACUACAGGUUUAGAUGCUGAGAAUGUAAUAAAGUUAGAGAAUGCUGAGGUUAAGGUAGAAAUCAUCUCUGAUAACGAAGAACCAGAAUCAGCAUCAAAUAAUUCUACAGACAUAGAGUAUGAUGAACUUGUCAACUUUGUGAAUAACAUGAAGAAAACGGAUGUUGAAAAUGUUUGUUCAAAAGAAAUGGAUCAAACCAAAAUGCAUUGUUCCACAGAAAACACCACAAUAAACAAUACAGGUGAACUAACAAGUUUCAAUAAGAAGAUUGAUAAUACAAACACUCCCAAUGAUCCCAUUUAUAAUCCAAAAGGUGAUACGUGGAAAAAAAGAGCACCAUCAAACUUUAAAAAGCAUGUGCCAAACUUUAAGACAGAGCAGAAAGAGAAGAAAAUUAGAAAAGCAUCACAAAAUGGCAAGAAGGAAAAGGGCAAAACACCCGAACCAAAGAAACCGUGGGUAAAGAUACAGUUGACAGAUCAUGAAGAUAAAUAUAAAUUCGAAACUGUAGAAUCUUUUGCAAGAAUGAAUCGUAAAAUAGAUGCCAGUGAAAAUCUAUAUUCUUGCUUAGUUUGUCAGCAUUUUAAAUGUGCUUCCAGAGAUAAGUUUGAAGAGCAUAUAGAAAAGCAUGUAAACAGUGCUUUAGAGUGCGAGUACUGUCAGUAUAUAGCCAACUCUGACAUUGCCAUUCGUGAACAUAAAUGGACCUGUUGCAAAAGUCCUGAGAAAAGCAAUUUAUGUUCAAUUUGUGGCCAUUGGACAGGAUCAAAUGAAAGUAGACGGCUUCACAUGGGAAAGGUCCAUGGUAUAGCGGAAUGGAAAUGUUUAUUUUGUGCAGAGAAGUUCAACACUCGGACAGAAAGAUUAGGACACAUGAGAAUUGCACAUGAGGAAGCCUGCCAGUAUUGUGAAUGUUGCAAACGAAGCAAACACCUUUUAAGUAAAGAUGAGUACAAGAGUCAUUUAGAGAGUUGCAGAUCAAAUGUGCAGUGUCAGAUAUGUGGGAUGCUUAUAGCCGCACAUAGCAUUUAUAAACACAUGCAUGACAAACAUGAAAAAGUAAGAAAACAUCAGUGUCCAAAGUGUCCUUAUGCAGCAAAAACCUCAAGGAGACUCAAGACGCAUCUCCUUUCUCACGACAAAAUACAUCCAUACAGUUGUAGCCUGUGUUCAUUUACCUGUAUUCAGCCAAAUCAACUAACUUCACAUAUGCGAACACAUACUGGAGAGAAACCAUACAAAUGUACACAGUGUAAAUAUGCAGCAGCAUGGAAUGUUCAACUCAAGGAGCAUGUCAAAGUUCAUAGUAUGGAGACAGCUGAGAUGUGUCAGAAUUGUGAUGUCUUGUUCAAAAAUGAAAGAACUUUAAAUAUGCAUAUGAAAAAGGAGCAUUUUAAGUUAUAACAAAAAAAUCUUAAAUUUUAGCUCACCUGAGCACAAAGUGCUCAACGUGAGCUUUUGUGAUCGCCCAGUUUGACUGUUAACACUCUAGAGGUCACAAUGUUGGCCUAAUCUUAAUGAAACUUGGUCGGAAUGUUAACCUAGAUGAUAUUUAGUCAAGUUCAAAUCUGGGCCAGGUGGUGACAAAAACUAGGUCAACAGAUCAGAUCAAAGGAAAAGCCUGUUAACACUCUAGAGGCCACAUUUAUGACUGUAUCUUCAUGAAACUUGGUCAGAAUGUAAGUCUUGAUUAUCUUUAGGUCAAGUUUUAAUCUUGGUCAUCAGGGGUCAAAAACUAGGUGACCAGGUCAUAUCAAAGGAAAAACUUGUUGACACUCUAGUGGCCACAUUUUUUACCUUAUCUUAAUGACACUUGGUCAGAAUGUUGAUCUUUAGGUCAAGUUCAAAUCUGAUUCAGUUGGGAUCAAAAUUAGGUCACCAGGUCAAAUCAAAGGAAAAGCUUGUUAACACUUUAGAAGCCACAUUUAUGACCAUAUCUUAAUGAAACUUGGUCAGAAUGUUGAUCUUAAUGAUCUUUAGGUCAAGUUUAAAUCUGAUUCAGGUGGGAUCAAAAUUAGGUCACCAGGUCAAAUCAAAGGAAAAGCUUGUUAACACUCUAGAAGCCACAUUUAUGACUGUAUAUUCAUGAAACUUUUUCAGAAUGUUAACCUUGAUGAUCUUUAGGUCAAGUUCGAAUCUUGGUCAUGUGGAAUGUGACCUACUGACCUACUUUCUUGUUUUUUUUAAGAUACAGCCUUCAAAUUUGGAUGACAUGUACAGUUUUGCAGACUGAUCUUAAAACUGAACUUCACUGACCAUGAAUAUGACCUACUGGCCUACGUUCUUGUUUUUGUGCCCCCCUCCCCUCCCCCAUGAGUGGUGGGGGCAUAUAGAUUUGCUCUUGUCCAUGCGUCCGUCCGAAGUUCGUGACACGCCUAGCUCAAAAAGUAUUUGAUAUAAAUUAAUGAAACCUUGCCUGAGUCUUUAUCAUGAUAUGAACUUAGGCACCUUCUAUUUCUCGUCUGGCUCCGCCCCCUAAUUUUAGAGUUAUGGCCCCUGAAAUAGUCAAAAAUUGAACAUUUUCACGUAGUGACACGCCUAGCUCAAAAAGUAUUUGAUAUAGAUUCAUGAAACCUUGCAUGAGUCUUAAUCAUGAUAUGAACUUGUGCACCUCCUAUUUUUCAUCUGGGUCCACCCCCUAUUUCUAGAGUUAUGGCCCCUGAAAUAGUCAAAAAUGCACAUUUUCACCUUGUGACACGACUAGCUCAAGAAGUAUUUGAUAUAAAUUGAUGAAACCAUGCGUGAGUCUUUAUCAUGGUAUGAACUUGCGCACCUCCUAUUUUUCGUCUGGCUCUGCCCCCUAUUUUUAGAGUUAUGGCCCCUGAAAUAGUCAAAAAUGCACAUUUUCACCUUGUGACACGCCUAGCUCAAAAAGUAUUUGAUAUAGAUUCAUGAAACCUUGCGUGAGUCUUAAUCAUGAUAUGAACUUGCACACCUCCUAUUUUUCAUCUGGGCCCGCCCCCUAUUUCUAGAGUUAUGGCCCCUGAAAUAGUAAAAAAUGCACAUUUUCACCUAAUUAUGUGCCUCACUCAAAAAGUAUUUAAUGUAAAUUCAUGAAACCUUGCUUGAGUCUUUAUUAUAAUGUGACCUUGCACACUUGGCAUUCUUCUUGAGAAUUUUAGCAUUAGAGUUUGAAAUAGCCAGAAUAGUGGAUUUUUUGUUUGUGAUGCUCAUAGCUCAAAAAGUAUAUGGUAUAGAAUAAUGAAUCCAUUUCAUAAUUUUUUUUGAGGCUAUAUCCCAUUAAGACUGCAAAUAUUUGAUUGAUUUCCCCUUAUUUGUGACAAAUGUACCAGUGGGGGUUGGGGGCACACCCUGUGUCCUACAGACUCGUUCUAGUUUUUCUAGUUUAAGAUACAGCCUUGAAAUUUGGAUGACCUGUACAGUUUUGCAUAAUGAUCUUAAAACUGACUUUCAAUGACCAUAAAUAUGACCUACUGACCUACUGUCAUUAUAUUUUAGCAUCAGUUUGACAUUUGAAAACAUGUAGCUCACAUGUAUUACUCAGGUGAGCGAUCCAGGGUCAUCAUGACCCUCUUGUUACUUAAUUACAGUGCCUAAGCUAAUCACCUGUCAAAUAAAAACGUUUACUAAAAUAUAUACCUACAUACUAACUA
Messenger RNA from Mercenaria mercenaria, 4102 nucleotides. Its product is annotated as zinc finger protein 39-like. The record is from RefSeq and is a predicted model, not a curated record. The coding region runs from base 99 to 1892 and encodes 597 amino acids. NCBI's taxonomy places the organism in Eukaryota, Metazoa, Mollusca, Bivalvia, Venerida, Veneridae. The transcript has 6 exons. Gene Ontology annotation, molecular function: DNA-binding transcription factor activity, RNA polymerase II-specific; RNA polymerase II transcription regulatory region sequence-specific DNA binding. Gene Ontology annotation, biological process: regulation of transcription by RNA polymerase II. Gene Ontology annotation, cellular component: nucleus.